Molecule: messenger RNA, 1239 nt
Organism: Phytophthora sojae
Lineage: Eukaryota; Oomycota; Peronosporomycetes; Peronosporales; Peronosporaceae
Exons: 4
Coding region: 1-1239 (412 amino acids)
Source: RefSeq, a predicted model, not a curated record
AUGAGAAUUGGCGUUGGUGAGUGGAUUAUUGCAGUACAACUGGAUACACAAGACGCAGUACCACGUGUUGACCACUACGAGCUGGGCUAUCGUGAAAUUGGCGAUGUCGCCCGUCACCAGCUUGGAACAGUGAUCCCAAUCCGCUGGUGGUAUGAGCGACCACGGGGUAGCGAUAUCUGGUAUGAGCGGACCCAUAGAGCCGUUGUCAACGAGUUCGAAGCUGUAUUGCCACCCGUUGAUGAUACUGUCGUGGGGAAUGCACGUGCGGCAAGCGUGCAAUAUGCGUGGAAGGAGGGUGACCAGACGCUAGUUGUUCAAGCUGGUGACGGCAGCGUUGCUGAAGCGAACACAACGAAUGUACAAGGUGGAUGGGCGCUACAAGCGCCAGGGGGGCGGAGCCAUCACAUGGAUAUGAUGGCUUCAUAUGCAGCUUGGCUAGCGUUUGGUAAUUUCAUGCUUGUAGAUGAAGAGGGGGCAUUGAUUUUUGGCAAUACGCUGCGCUACCUCAAAUGCCGCGGUUACGAAGAUCAGCACCGACGUUGGAUACAGAACCAACAGCAGAGAGACGUAGCUCGACAAACAGUGCAAGACGGAGAAAUUGGGAUGAUUUACAACGGGAAAUGGUCAGAAUCGCUACGAAGAUUUUACUGGAGAGCUCGGUCCAAUGUACUACACACCAAUGCCGUCAAGAAUCGCUUUGAUAGUAGAUGGUCGGCUUCAUGCGCCACGUGCGGCGAAGUUGACACACAAGACCAUCGUUUUGGACUCAUUGAACCGGAGUGUGAAUACGUUCAGGAAUUGACCGCCAAGCUAACCACUUUGCAUCGCUCGCUAAUCUCCCAGGAGUGGGUACCGGAUCAAGAGAUUUUUGUACCUGCUAUAGCUCACGACAUAGGAACAUCGUGUGGCCUCGAGCAGCGGGGACCCUGGUGCGGAAAUGAACCUAGCAACUUUUUAUGGCUGACGAUGAUUCGAGCAGACAAUGGCAUGUGGUUAAACCCUCAAUGGCUUGACUGGUUAGGGGAUCCUGCCGCGUUUUCUAAAGACCUCAGAUUCCUCCAGCUCCUGGAAAGUGAAGCCGAACCGAAUCGACCAAGAGGAUCUCCGCGAUGCAUGAUACCUGUGGGGCUGAUAGAGGCGAUGAUAUCUACCUUCCUCGCUCUGAAGAAUGGUGGGAAAGUUUUCAGCGCAGCUAUGAAAGUCAGAGUGGGGAACCCUCACUGGUGUAUUGGGUCGUGA